AUGGUUCUUCUGAAAAAAGAGCUAUUGUUAGCUCAACCUCAUAUUAAACGUCUCAAUGUUGGUGCUCGACCAAAUUAUUCUAAACUCGAAGAGGAACUUGCUAAACAGGUUCGAGCUUUAUGUGACAAAUUAAAACCAGUUAGCUAUAUUAUGGUACAAAAUAAAGCUGUAUCAUUAGCAAAAUCUCCAAAAUAUAUUCUUCACUAUUCUAAUAUCAAUAAUUUUAAGUGGAGUAACAAGUGGCUUAAUAGUUUUUUACGAUGUAAUAAUUUUAGUAACCAUCGUAAAACAACUAUUGCGCAAAAAUUACCAGCAGAAUUAGAAACACAAUGGCAAGAAUUUCUUAAUUUUGUUCAAUAUCACCGUAUUCAAUAUGAUUAUCCGUUACAAUUAAUGGGCAAUAUGGACGAGACCCCUCUUUCUUUUGAUAUGCCAAGUAACGUAACUAUAGAUAAUAAGGGAAAUAAACCUAUUAGUAUUAGGACUUGUGGUUAUGAAAAAUCUUGCUUUACCGUUGUGCUUGCAUGUUUGGCAAAUGGUACGAAAUUACUUCCAAUGAUUAUUUUUAAGUUAAAAAAUGUUCAACGGCUUGAGUUUCCAUCAGAUAAGAUUUGGCAAAAUCAUACACCAAAUUCUGAGAAUUCGCAGUUACUUUUAAUAUCACAAGAAAUAAGAGAAUUAACUGAAUCUGGACGAAUUAAACGUCCUCCGUAUAAUAUAAUUGCAGAAUGGAUUAAGC
Messenger RNA from Dentiscutata erythropus, 739 nucleotides. Lineage: Eukaryota; Fungi; Glomeromycota; Glomeromycetes; Diversisporales; Gigasporaceae. The record is from the annotation of a GenBank genome assembly.